CAGAUGAAAAAGAGCGGAGUCAAACAAACGACUUGAAGAAAAUGGUGAAUUUAUGGAUAACUUGUGCAUCCUCCAUAUCCAUCCUUCUAAUCGCAGCUACAGUAGUUUCGGCCUAUUCCAGAGACGUGACCGAGUUGCAGAUCAGCGUCCAGCAUAAGCCAACAUCUUGUACAAUACAGGCACACAAAGGUGAUAAAAUCAAAGUACAUUAUCGGGGAAAACUUACUGAUGGCAAAGUUUUUGAUUCCAGUUUUGAAAGGGGAACCCCAUUAGAAUUUGUGCUUGGUAGUGGUCAAGUGAUAAAAGGAUGGGACGAUGGACUGAUGGGAAUGUGCGUUGGAGAGAAGCGUCAGCUGACGAUACCCGCUAAAAUGGGCUAUGGAGAGAGGGGAUAUCCACCUAUCAUUCCAGGUGGGGCCACACUUAUAUUCGAUACGGAGCUUAUCGCAGUUAAUGGAAAAAGACCAGGUGAAGGAGACAACGGUAACGGUGAGUUAUGAUCUCAAGAAGCCUGAUUGGUUGCUUGAUGGUAUAAGCCUGUUGUCUGCUCGGUAUUUAGAGUUCAAUUUUUGUACCUUAAACUCGAAGCACGACACUAAUCUUUCUAACGUAGAAAUGGCCUAAUCGUGUUAUAAUGAUUUGUACCUCACGAGCUUCGACUCAUAUCUUGUACUAGAUUUUCUCCAUUUCCAC
This is a messenger RNA of Cynara cardunculus var. scolymus (artichoke), 693 nucleotides long. Its product is annotated as FK506-binding protein 2-like. Gene Ontology annotation, biological process: protein peptidyl-prolyl isomerization. Gene Ontology annotation, molecular function: peptidyl-prolyl cis-trans isomerase activity. The coding region runs from base 42 to 500 and encodes 152 amino acids. Lineage: Eukaryota; Viridiplantae; Streptophyta; Magnoliopsida; Asterales; Asteraceae. The transcript has 6 exons. The record is from RefSeq and is a predicted model, not a curated record.